This is a messenger RNA of Cydia fagiglandana, 6361 nucleotides long. RefSeq names its product vacuole membrane protein 1 (gene Tango5). Gene Ontology annotation, cellular component: endoplasmic reticulum; membrane; endomembrane system. The transcript is spliced from 10 exons. The coding region runs from base 955 to 2340 and encodes 461 amino acids. Lineage: Eukaryota; Metazoa; Arthropoda; Insecta; Lepidoptera; Tortricidae. Gene Ontology annotation, biological process: autophagy; Golgi organization. The record is from RefSeq and is a predicted model, not a curated record.
UUUCCACAAAUGAACUUGUUUCCAUUCAGCUUUUGAAUAGGUAAAUAAAUACGCCAAAUCCUCAUUUCCUUUUCCUCAGCUUUGCCCAUAAUCGACAUCUGAAAUAAAGAGAUUAUCGAUAAAAUUGGUCGUACACUAUUCGUGUCAUAGGUUACUUAGUUUUUUACUUAAAAAUACUUUAUUCACAAAAUAUUUUCGUUUUAAUCAUGGAUUGUACACGACUAAAACUAAUUAAAUUAGUAACUGUUAACGACUCAAAGUAAAAAAUGAAAAUAUUGCAUACAAACAUCAGUUUACCGACCUGUUCGGAUCAAGUUGGAAAUUUGGCCAAAAAUGCGUCAGUAGUUAGUCUUCUUACACACCCACUACAAACUUCACAUUUCCUUAAAGAUUUGGCCCCCAUUUAAAUAACAGCUAAAGUUAUUUUACCAAUUACAAUAAAAAAUAACCACGUAUUUUCACGUUCACGACAAUUCAAAUGACGUUUGACGUUUUACUACCAAUCAUACCAACCUAAAGAAAAGUAAGUAUAAUACGUCUAUGUUAAAAGCAAGUAUGGUAUGUGCCACCAAAAUGCAACAGCAGUCAUUUUAAUUCGAUAAGAUUAUUUCUAUGCCUCAAUGUUGGUAACAAGGGCUUUCAUAAUUUAUCAAAGUAUGGGGUGUCGAUGGGCUGCCUUCAGUCUUCAGUAUUCCAUUUUCUGAAGGGAUAUGAGUAAAACAGAAUUGAAAAUUGCAAUUUUAUAUCUUCACAUUAACAUAAAAGUAGUGCAAUAAUAUUUUAAAAUACAUCUUGAAAGUUGUGGCCCUCGAAAAGAGUUUAAUGUGGAGAGGACAUCAUAUUUUAAGACAUAUUUAUAUAACCAUGAAGAUCUGAUCUGUGCUUAGUUACACACACCUACAGACUACAACAAAAAUAUUUGGGGAAUUACGGACAGAUUCCAACUAAUUUACAAUGGUUACAACGAGACGAGCGCGUAAUCAGACUAACGCCCGGCUAUCCGAGGCUGUUUUGCGUCCAAAUUCCGUAUCCGAAAAUGGAAGAGCUCGCCAGAACUUGAACCCAGAAGUGUUGGCUGCAAUGAGCAAAGAACAACUGCGUGCUGAGUGCAGGAAACGCGGACAACGGGCUACGGGCAACAAAAAUGAGCUGCUAGCCCGUCUCGGGUAUUACAAGCUGGCGGCGGCGCAGGCCGACACGGAGCAGCGCGCGCGCAACGGGCUGCACAACCCCCACCCUAAAGAGAUUAGAAUAAGGAGCAAGGAGAACAUGGAUUCAGACAGCAAUCUGGUGUUAUGGCGGCGACCCAUCACCACACUAGAAUACUUCUUCAAAGAGCUUUUCGCGCUCACCUCCGCCGGACUCCAAAGAUUAUUCGCGUACAAACUUCUGGCUUUAUUAAUAGUAUUGAUUAUCACCGGUACGACGGUGUCCUACCACAUAAGCGGGCCUCAUCAGCCAUAUGUACAUCUAAUAAUAUCAACACUAGCUUGGUGGGGCUGGUGGGUGAUCCUGGGCGUGUGCAGUUCCGUAGGCCUCGGGACCGGCCUCCACACAUUCCUACUGUAUCUGGGGCCUCACAUCGCGCGGGUUACUCUCGCCGCGUACGAGUGCGGCGGCCUCAACUUCCCCGAACCGCCUUACCCUAACGACAUAAUCUGCCCAGCAGAAAUCGACCCCAACAACGCCGUGUCCAUAUGGAACAUCAUGGCCAAAGUGCGCGUCGAGUCCAUGAUGUGGGGCAUCGGUACUGCGCUGGGAGAACUGCCUCCGUACUUCAUGGCGAGGGCAGCGCGACUGUCUGGCGGCAGUGUGGCGGAGCUCAAUAUAGAUGACGAAUCCACUAUGAGCAGAGCAAAGAAAACAGUACAAAAGCUAGUCGAGCAGAUCGGCUUCAUCGGCAUCCUAGCCUGCGCGUCAAUACCUAACCCACUGUUCGACCUCGCCGGGCUUACCUGUGGGCACUUCCUCGUACCGUUCUGGACGUUCUUCGGAGCCACAGUGCUGGGCAAGGCGGUCAUUAAGAUGCACAUACAGAAGAUGUUCGUUAUUGUGUCCUUCAAUGAGACUCUUGUUGGGCAAGUCCUAACCUGGGUGGAGCGGAUACCCUACAUCGGGCCCAAGCUCGAAGCUCCCCUCCUCGAAUUCCUCCGCAACCAGAAGGCGAGACUACACAAAAACGACUCCGCACUGCCCGAGAACUCGGGCUCCGUACUCUCUAGUUUACUUGAGAAGUUCGUGCUGGCGAUGGUGCUGUACUUUGUGGUGUCGAUAGUGAACGCUCUGGCGCAGAAUUAUAACAAGCGGAACGGGAAGAAGAAAGGGAAGAAAAGGGAAUAGGGGCGCGCGCCGCCCGAGGCAACACCACACACCGCGCGCCGUCGCACGUCGGAGAAACGUCGACGGCGGUAGUACCCAAUAAACUGCGAUGAAAGUUAAAUAGUUAUUUUAUUAAGACCGCGUAAUACUACAAGACACAUGCCAUAUUUCUCUCGCAUAUUGUCAACAUAUGUACGAUAGAGAGAGCAUGUUUCUUGUAGUUAUGUACUAGCUUUAAGUCCACUUGUCCUGUAAAAUAGAGGCAAUGUCUUAUGAAUACAUAGUCAAAAACCAUAAGUUUCACUAGUAUAAGAUACUUUUAAUGUGAGGUGGGAUUUAAGUAAGAGAAUAGACACAUAAUUUUCAUGGUGUCAAAAAUGUUAUUUAACUGUGAUUGUUGUAGUGGUCGAUAACGCAGAUUCUAGAAUCUAGAUAAUAAACAUUUCACGGUAAAAUAAUACGUAAGGUCGGGUUACAUUGCCCCAAGACUUUGGCCCACAUGAAUAGCGCAUAUAGAAGGGUCUAAUAUAAAAUAUAAAACGUGAAUAAAGCUAAAAUCAACCACGUGACUAUAUGUUAUAAAAACUGCAACAAAUAACUUGCUCUAAAAUAAUCCCAAUGGCCAAAGAUACCCUCCAGGGGCAAAGUAAUCCGUCGUUACGGUAAUAUAAUACAUUUUCUAACGACCCUGUUAGUAGGUAUACUAGGUAUAUGUAGCUUUCCUCAACUAUACAAGCUGACUAAAAAAAUAAACCGAUAAGUACUUAAUGUCGUAAAAAUAACUAACAUUUUUUCGUAAAAUAACCAUCAUUUUUUACUUAUAACCAAUGAAUGAAAUUCUGGCAUCAUAGAACUAUACAUAAUUUUUAGAACAUCGUGACAUAAAAGGUUUUAAUUUUAAAUUAUAUCAGCUCGAUCGUGUAUCUAUAUUAUAAAAAAAUUCAUUUUAUUUGAGACCUUUUCGUUGAGUUAGGCUGCUAUAAGUAGUAUCGUAACGAAUAGGUAAAAUCCUAUAUCUCACAAUUUUACUAUUUCGCUCAAAAUUGUAUUAUUAUUUUGUUUACUUGUUUACACAUAAUAUAUAUUAUGUUAUAUAUACUUUGUGUUGUGUGCAUGUUUCAUUACAUAUAAUACUUAUGAGCGUUGCUUAUUUCUAUUCGUUACUAGACCAUUUUCAGUGGCAAAGCUCAAAUAAUUCACAUAUUACCAGCUAGUGGCCCGACCGGUAAUAUCUUGCCUUACUCUAAGUUAAAAUAAGUGUUCACUAACCAUUAACUAGCUAAGUAACUAUUUAACUUUCACCCAAGUUAGUAAUAGUCAAGUAUUGAGAGGUAAAAUAAUAAAAUCAUGGGUAUAGUUUUCUAAGUAACAUAAAUGAUAAGCUUAGAAAAGAAUAUGAUGUAGGAGAUUUCAGAAUAUUCUAGCCCUAGUUAGCAAAAUAGCAUGUCCUGUUUUAAAUUUACAGAAUUUUAACUGAAAUUUUCUCAACCCGUGGACGUGUUGCAAAUUUUUUGAAGUGGUUUUACGCCUUCCCCUUUUGUAGAAUGUUCACUUAGACAUUAGCAUUUUUCUAGCAUACCUAUUGUCUAAUUUUGUAUUGGCAAAAACAGCUUUACAAAUAGUUUUGGCCUGAAGGUAUGUGUCUAUAACCUUAAAGACAAAUUGGAAGCUAAUAUGAAUUCCAUUAUCAGUUUAAAUAUUUUUACUUGAAGUAAAUUUUAUUAUACUGAUUCGUGUGUGGACCUUUUUUACAUUUUAAUCUGUUGCUAAAAACUGUUAUAGUCGUAACAUUAGUCUGAGACAAUUUGGAGAUAGUCUUACACAUUGAAAAGAUAAGAGAAUGACUAUAACAGAUGUUAUGCUAGUUGAUUUAACAAGACCUAUGUGCUAGAAGCAGAUAAUAGAUAGGUACUUGUCACAAUGCUUGACGUGUACUUUUUUAAGAUAUCGCAGCGGUUGAUGCUUAUGGAUGCACAUUUUGAGCGUAGAUAUCGGUGCUUUAAACUUUUGAUUACUCUAAUUUAAGCCAGUUCCUGGGGCCCGUUUCUCAAAAACUUGUAACUUGUAAUACAAGCGGAUGUCACUUUUUGACAGCUUUUGUUAGAAAGGGACUUCCACUUGUAUUACAAGUUACAAGCUUUUGAGAAACGGGCCCCGUCGUUUAACAAAGUACCAGUGGGUGUGGGUGUACCGGAUUGAUUUAAAAUAUUAACCAAAAAUAUUUGUAGUGAUAUAUCCAAAUGUACCUAUUAUUUGGUGCUGUUCCUAAUUUUCCAAAUUUGACAUGUUUAAGUUGUAUUGUACAAUUAUAUUGGUAAAAAGUUUGUUAUUUUUUGCAUGUUUUUUUUUACUACAAAGUAGUCAUACGGCUAUCUGUCCGUUUUCUCUGAAAAAUUGUUAGCCAAUAAAAUAAUCUUUCCUCCGUGGGGAUUUCCGCCGAAACUGAAUUUUACAUCUGCUCUGUAAACUAUACGUAGUUAUAGUCAUUAUUUGCAUUUCAAAUUUACUUACCCUAUAUAAUAACUAAUAUAUUUUAAUAUGUUAUAUUUUAUUUCGGUGUUUAAUCAAUUUAUGCGCAUAUCUGUGCAACUCUGUUUUUCGUUUCUACUAUUUCUAUAACAUUGUUUUAAGUUAAAUAACUAACAUAAUUUAGUUUAAUGUGAGCAGUCAAAGUAUAGGGGUUACAAUAAAAGACAUUUUGUAUCUUAUACGUAUAGGAAAAAAUAAUAUAUAUAAUAAUUAAGUAGCUGAAUGGAGCCCAGUAUUAAUUUAUUAAGAAGACACUCCCGCGAAAAAAAUAUAAGUAUGGGCAAUUUGAAUGAAAUAUGUUUGGGGCCCAAUAGAUAUCUCAAACACUAAAGCCCAAAGCAGAUUUUUAACAAAAACUGUUUCAAACAUUGAACCAGUAGUUAUAAUGUUUUGAUUCAUCUGUGAAUCACAUUCCCUGCUUUAUGAAAUUAUGAUGUGACGAUUGUCUUUUGAACUAGUCCGUAAUUCUAAAUAUAUCAGCGGUAAUUAUUUACUUGAAUUUAACUUCUAUAUUGAGGGACACUCCAAGAUACAAAGUCAAGAAUGAACUAUUUUUGUCUUUUUUUUUAAUAUCUGCGUCCCUUUUGAUUCGAAAACGUGGCCAGAAUAAAAAAAAAACUUAGCACAAACUAGUGUUGUAAAUAAGUAAACCUGUAAAUUAAUACCAAUUCUUAUUUAACUCGUUAAUUUUUCGUACGGUAGUUGCUCUUAUUUAUUCUUUUUAGUUUUUGGGGCUGUUCUUAUUUGUGAAAUGGGCUUAAAACAUUCCAUUUAUAAAUGUUAAACAUAAUAGUUACUUUCCAUUGGGAUUUUAUACAAAAGUUAAAGUAAGUAAUUCAAUGCCAAAUUUAGUAAUUACAAGGGUUCAUAAAUCAUGAUUUGAAGUUAAUUUAGGUGAUGCCAGUCAGGAACUGUUGCUCAUCAGUAAAAUCAGACAAGGCUUUCUCUAGCUUAGUACUUUAACCCUGUGAAACAUUUCGGAAUGCACGAAGGUUGAUAUAUUGAGCUGUAACCGCGCCUGUGGGCUUUGGCGGUCAUAGGGUUGAUAAUUUUCUGUGUUUAACACCAGUGUGUUGCUCAACAUACCUACAGUACCUGCCAGUAAUGGCUUGCCAGUAAAAAAGAUAGAAACAACUGGCAUUGUCUAAACUAGCUUCUAUGUAGAAUGAAAAAUAAUAGACGCUCAUUGUACAGGAAUAAUCUAGGAACUAUUUUGAGAGUGCAGUUAUAAAAGCUGGAGUUUUAAUACUUAAUAAAAUCAGAGGUAAAAUUUCUAUGGGAUGAUAUAGUAAUAUAUUUAGAACAUGUGAUUUAAUUUAUUCAGAUGUGAAAGUAUAUACAUAAUAGUUUAAUUGUUUAUUUUAAUUGAACAUGUAUUCUUUUCCUCAAAUAUUUGUUAGUUACGAUGUAGUCAUGUGAAGUGGUACACUUAGUACAAAAUUUUUGCAUAUAAAUAUUUUCCAGUUUGAGGUUUGCACUCGAAAAGCAAUAAAUGGAUGGUGAAAAGCAAAAA